AUGGCUAAUAUAAAAGUGGCUGUGAGAGUGAGACCAAUUUCAAGCAGAGAAAUAAAUAUAACAGGAGCAGAAAUAGUAGUCCACACAGAGCCACAGAAAAUUUCUUUGACAAAUCUAAAAGUUUCAUCGAGCAAGACUGCAGACAGUCGAACUCGGACUAAAAGAUAUAGUUUUAACUACUGUUUUGACUCUUCGGAUCCAACGGCUGAAAAUUAUGCCAGUCAAGAAAAAAUCUAUUAUACACUUGGGAAUCCAGUUAUCGACGCUAUAUUCGUGGGAUACAAUUCUUGUGUCGUUGCGUAUGGUCAAAGUGCGUCUGGAAAAACUUUUACGAUGAUGGGUGUCAAAGAUGAUCCAGGUUUAAUACCAAGAAUCUGCAAUGGUUUAUUCGUCCGAGCAGCUGAUGAAAUAGAAAACGGAAAAAAGUUUAACAUAUUUGUGAGUUACCUAGAAGUCUACAAUGAACGAGUUAGAGAUCUUCUCGAACCGUCAACAAGCCCGAAUAACUUAAGAGUUCGUGAGCAUCCACGAUCAGGUCCUUAUGUUCAAGGAUUAAGCCAACACUCAGUUGAAACUUUGAGUUCAUUAAUGUCUCGUGUCGAAGAGGGUACAAAAGCCCGUAAAACAGCUUCAACUUUGCAGAAUCACACAAGCAGCCGCAGUCACGCAUUACUCACACUCUCGUUGGAAUCCAGCGAUAGUGCGGUUUCCGGACAAGUUAUUUUAAAAGCCUCGGGGGCAUCACGGAAAACGGAUUUUUCUCGUGGCUGUAAAUUACACUUGGUCGACCUGGCGGGCAGUGAAAAUUCAGCUGCCUGUGCUGGAAUAAAUCGUCUAAAAUCACAGGAAGGAGCUAAUAUUAACAAAAGCUUAGUUGCAUUGGGUAAUGUAAUAUCUGCAUUAGCGGAAAGAAGUUCUACAACUAUUAAUUCCGGAAGGAAGUUCAUCCCCUACAGGGAUUCAACUCUCACGUGGUUACUCAAAGAUUCUUUGGGUGGAAAUGCCACGACAAUUAUGCUGGCGACGAUAUCGCCCGCUAGUGGAAGCUAUAACGAAACAUCACACACUUUACGGUUCGCACAAAGGGCACAAAGCGUUAUUAACAAACCAGUUAUUAACGAGGAUCCGGUAGCUAAGAUCAUACGUGAGCUUCAUUUUGAUGAUGGUUUGAGAUUAAGGUGUGAUUCAUUAAACGCGUUAAGACAAUUCGGAUCGUUAGAGUUUGUUCCUGCCGCAAAUAAUUCGAAAACUCUGCGAGUUUCGGCAAGUUAUAAUAGAGCUAGAGUAUCCAAAUUAACUGAUGAAGAUGACGAUGAUAAAGUCGAUGAGCCGGUAUUUGUGGAUAUACCGACUUUGGUUGCUGUACUCAUUAAACCUGAUACUAGUGUUCAAGUAGACACUCAUCAAAUAGAGGAAAUUUCAAGCGAUAGUGCACUUGAAGAUACUGUCGAUACUGAGUUUAAUCGGGACAUUGAACAUCACUUUGCGAAUUUAGUCAAUGUUCCUGUCGAAAAUGAUUCAAAUGAUUCUAUCAAAUCUCUGCCAAUAUUAAAAGAAAAUGAACAACCUCCACUUGAUACACGAUAUCCGAAUUUACAAAUUCUUACUGAUAAAUCGUUAAAUGACGAUGAUAAGUUUCAGAAACAGUAUUCAGUGAGUUCAAAUUUUGAAGCGCAAGUGUCCUUAGAAAAGUCAAUUUCUAAUACUGCGGACAAUGUGCCACAGGAUUCUGGUGUGCUUCAAAUCUCAACAAUCGAUUCUGAAGCCCAGGCUGAUUUUGAAGUAGAAGAGCCUAAGAAAAUAAUUAGAAUUGAAGAUGAUAAUCUCAAUGAUAGUCUUAAAGAAGACAACGAAAUUGUUAACAAAAUCUUGGAAAAUCGAAAAGAACUUCAAAACCAAAAACUUUGUUUGCAAAGACACCAAAAUACUGAUGGACUAAAGCGUAAAUCAAGCAAGGACAGCAGCUGUAAUAGCUCCAAAGACGAACAGAUAUUUAUAUCUGGAAUUUCAAGAGAUUCUUUUGGUCGAAAAGAUUCAAUUGACCCAGAGCAACCACAACCGAGGCCACAUACGAUAAUACAACGCGCACGUAGGGCUGACAUAGUAGCCGCGGUUACUGAGAGACUCUACUCGAGCAAGAAAACUACUGAAGACAGUAAUACGGCAUCGACGCCCACCUUGGAUAUUCGCUCACCGGAAAGUACAGAAGUAAAAUUAGCCUCGGUGACGAGGAUGCGACUUCAAGAAAUCUCAAGAAAAAUGUUGGCCAAACGCAGACGUAUUUGUGUUGACACUCAAACAGAUAUUUCUUCUACUGUCCGUGUACGAGAAAUAGGAAUUUCAGUAAAAGAACCUAAAGUCGUUCGCAAAGACGUUGCUGUUCUCACUGAUCGUCACGAAGACUUUGAUAAAUUGCUGCCAUGCAGUACGCCUGUGGUACGAAUAAAGGAAAUGUCAACUUCUACCACAGAAUCGCCAGUUCCUAAACCGAUUAUUCUGCUCAAAGAUGCUUGUAGUUUAACAGAUGAUUACAGUUAUGACUACGAUACUAUUUAUUCACUUCAACCAGAUUCGGGUAUUGUGUCGGAUGAUACUCAUACAUACGCCGAAAGCAACUUGUCCAGUACAGGCAUAUCAGACUUCUGUUCUGACCUUGAAAAACGACCGGUUGAUGUUAAAUUAAGUGAUAGUUCAGCAAAUACAAACAUUGUUGAAGAAAUAAUUGACAGUUGUGCUCAAACCACUUAUGAACACUCGCACCACUAUGAAGUACCAAACGAUAAGUGCUGUACUUCAAAGCAAUGCGGGGAUAAUUCAAUUAAGCAAGUGAGUGGUAAAAAAACCGCAGAUUGCUGCCGUCCCAUUUCAGUAACUCCCCGUCCUUGCAAGCCACCAGUUGUUACAGCUGGACAUUGUCAUUCUACAGAAACUGUUGCUGAUACACACAAAUGUGCUCAAGAAUCUUCUUGCAAAUCUUCGUGUUACAAAGAAGAUCAUGAUAAAAAUAUCAUUUCUAUCUCGGUACCUGAUACUAUUAAUAUUACUAUUGAGUCUUCAAAUAUUUCAGAAUCAAAGCUUAGGCUAUUUGAUCACAAUAAAGUGUUGAAAUUAAAUAAUGCAGAGGUUCAAACUGAUAAGAGAGAUUCUAAUGAAAUAGGCACGCUGACAGAUAUUAAUAUUAGUGGAAUAAGUGUUAAAGAUUCGUGGACAAAUGCGCGAAACAGUCACGAUACUAAAACAUUUAGGAUUGAAAAUAUAUUCAAAGAUCCACACGACAUUGCCAAAUCUUCGAAAAGUUAUGAUUAUUCUGACGGAACUAAUUAUUCUAUUAUUUAUCCUAGAACUACUCAAUUCACAGAAACUAAAACGAAAAAUGAUGCUUACGAUAGCUACAAGACAACGUUGAGCUCAUUAGAGUCGCGAAGAAAGUCGUUGACAAGUGAAUGGCUCAGAAAUCGCAAUACUUGGUCGUCUCAAAAAUAUCACAGAAGCUUUGAUAAUGAAAAUAAUACAGAAACAAUUUCUUUGCCUUCAGAGAAUUCUUAUGACUCGAUAGUAAUAAAGCAGUUGAAAGAAAAUCCGGAAAUACUUUCAUGGAAAGAUGUGUGUGAAGACAAAAAAAGUUUGAAUGGUUUAACAGUAUCAGAAUGCUUGAAAAGUGAUGACAAUCCGUGUUAUAUCAAAAAAAUUGGGCGUAGUUAUAGAGAUAUUUAUGAACAAGAGGUGAAUUUUUCUGAUGAUAGUCUUGAUUCAAAAGAGCGACAAAAAAAUUUAAUUGAUGAUGAAAUUACAGAAUCGGAAAUGAAUAGCAGAAUCAAAGAUAACUUUAAUGAUAAUGGGUGUCAACCGGAUAUUGUUGUACAUGCAAAAAAGGAAAUUAUUGAUCCACUGGCAUUUUCUGAUAAUAAUACUCUUGAUGAUUUUGAUGACAAGUAUAUUGAGUUACCUAAAAAAAUAGGGAUACGAUUGAAUGAAAUACCUAGACAGAGAAUAAAAUCAAUUUUUUACAGCGUUCCUUUGAUACCGCUUGUUUUAGCUGAAAAUGGAAUUGAACAAUCUGAAGAUAGCACUAAAAAUUUAAAAGCUACUGCUUCGCCGAAAUCAAUUAUCAAGAAUAAUAUUAAUGUACCAAAGACACCGCGGUCUGUAAAUAUUAGUACAAAUGAAUCUCGACUGGAAUCUGAUUACAAAAAAGUAAGCUUUGUUGAAUCCGAAAAUUUUUCAAUAAAUAGCGAAGAUGUUAAACAGAAAACUACACGUAUUAAAAAUUCUUGUGAAGAAGAAAAACGAAAUCUUCUUGAAGAAUAUCUCGAAGAAGCGAUAGUUUUUAUGCGGAACAUUAAUUCAAUAAAUUCGGAUGAAAAAUCUGGUACGCUAACAUUUAGACGUGAAAAUAAUGUCGAGACCAAAAUUUAUGAACCAAAGAAUAAAAGAGUAAUUGAUCAUCGUUAUACAACAGAUGAUUUAGAUUUGAAAGAUAGUCGUUACGAAGAAAAAUGUUGUGGUAAUUCGGGAAAGUUAGACCGACUUUUGAAAUUCAAUAAAUCUGCUGAGACUAAAUCGCAUUUAGCCAAAUUCAGUUCAGAUAAUGUAAAUAGUAGUAAUAGUUGGUCAUCGUGUUCAAGAUUACGAAGUUUUUCAAGUGUUGAUGAUCUUAAUUGGGACCACAAGCUUAAAAACAACGUUUAUUCUAGAAGUGAUUGUAACAGUAAAUUUAGCCAAGUAAUUGAAGAUGACAAAUACUUUUAUCAGUUACAUAGUGCAGGUGCCAAUAAAGUUUAUACAAAUAUUGACAGUGCGAGAGCAGUAAAUACCGAUUUUGAGAGCUAUUCUCAAGGGAGAAUACGGAGUAGUGCACCUAAAAUAAAAAAACGCAGUCGUUCGGAACUUUCAAUGAGACCUAAAACGGGAGAUUGUAGUUUUAGUAAAAAAGUUGUAACUUUUGAUGAAAAUACUUUACAUACGCACAAAAAGUUGAUGAAUAAUGAAAGUGCCCUUAUCGCUAAAGGAAGAAAAUCACUAGCGAAUCCACGUUGUAGCCUAUCUAAAUAUGACUCUUCAAAUGAAAAUUCAAGUUCUAAUGAAGCGCUCGCCAACUUCAUGGAAUCCAUCGACGAAGCAUCGAGAUUUAAAGAUAAAAUUAAAUUUCCUUGCAGUCCGCGGUUGAAAUUUUUACAAUUACUCAGCGAGAGGCAGAAAAUCGUAAAAGAUAGUCGUAAUACCAGUAUUUCGUGA
Molecule: messenger RNA, 5235 nt
Organism: Cotesia congregata
Lineage: Eukaryota; Metazoa; Arthropoda; Insecta; Hymenoptera; Braconidae
Source: the annotation of a GenBank genome assembly